AAACCACAAAGUUUGGCUGUGUCUCAUUAUAAACCACAUAGUUUGACUGUGUCUCAUUAUAAACCACAUAGUUUGACUGUGUCUCAUUAUAAACCACAAAGUUUGGCUGUGUCUCAUUAUAAACCACAAAGUUUGGCUGUGUCUCAUUAUAAACCACAAAGUUUGGCUGUGUCUCAUUAUAAACCACAAAGUUUGGCUGUGUCUCAUUAUAAACCACAAAGUUUGGCUGUGUCUCAUUAUAAACCACAAAGUUUGGCUGUGUCUCAUUAUAAACCACAUAGUUUGACUGUGUCUCAUUAUAAACCACAUAGUUUGACUGUGUCUCAUUAUAAACCACAUAGUUUGAUUAUUAUUCAUCAUAAAUCACGUAGUUUGGCUGUGUCUCAUUAUAAACCACAUAGUUUGACUGUGUCUCAUUAUAAACCACAUAGUUUGGCUGUGUCUCAUUAUAAACCACAUAGUUUGGCUGUGUCUCAUUAUAAACCACAUAGUUUGACUAUUAUUCAUCAUAAAUCACGUAGUUUAACUGCUUUUCAAGCACGUAGUUUGGCUGUUUCUCAUUAUAAAUCUAAUAGUUUAACUAUUAUUCAUUAA
This is a messenger RNA of Lottia gigantea (owl limpet), 594 nucleotides long. RefSeq lists its product as hypothetical. The transcript has a single exon. The annotation marks the transcript as partial. Lineage: Eukaryota; Metazoa; Mollusca; Gastropoda; Lottiidae. The record is from RefSeq and is a predicted model, not a curated record.